ACUUACCAACCUUUACAGAAUCUAUGUUUGAUGGUCAACAAGAUAACUACUACUUACAACUUCAAAUCGAACAUUCAAAUUUGUUUGAAUUGUCAGAUUCUGAAAGCUAUAGUAUGGAUACUAACAAUCAGCAUAAAUAUUUAUAUUAUAUAUGUGUUGAUGAUACUUUUAAAACAUUUGAAGAAAUUGGAAGAAAACUUGACCGAUAUACAAUAGAACGUGGAUUUGUGGUUAGGAAGAGACAUAUUCAUACAUGUGAUGAUGGGUCGAUAUGGAAUGCAACUUGGGUGUAUACAAAUAAAAGACUUAAAAAUGAUGCAGCUGAUUUAUUGAAUUACUUUUUACGACAAAAAGCAUUAGACCCUGGUUGUAUAGUUGAGCCUGUUAUUGGUGAUAUUGAUAAUGAACUUAGAGAUGAAUAUUAUGCCAGUGAACCGGAUUUUACAAAUACUUGCAUUAAAGAUGAUUAUGAUUUACAACAAAUUUAUCUUAAUUCGUUUUUAUAUAAUAUAUCACAUGAUAGUAUUAAAGAAGCUUGGCAUAUUGUUAGACUUACAGAAGACGAUCAAAAAGACAAUCAAGAAGAUGAUCAAGAAGUUGAUCAAGAAGAUGAUCAAGAAAAUAACCAAGAAAAUACUAUUCAAGUUACUAAUCCAAAGUUAUAUAAACUAAAG
Messenger RNA from Racocetra persica, 674 nucleotides. NCBI's taxonomy places the organism in Eukaryota, Fungi, Glomeromycota, Glomeromycetes, Diversisporales, Gigasporaceae. The record is from the annotation of a GenBank genome assembly.